AUGCCAAAGAGAACUGCUUCUGAAAAAGACCAGGAAGAAAAGCUUUCAAAGAAAGUUAUCCAAGAUGAAAUUGAGUUCAGUGAUGAUGAUGAAGAACUAGAUAGCGAUGAAGACAAUGAGGGUGAAGGCGACGACAAUGAAAUAAUAAAUGUCGAUUUCGAUUUCUUCGACUUAAACCCAGAAAUUGAUUUCCACGGGUUCAGAACUUUCCUCAAACAACUAUUUGGUGAUGACUACAAGAAGUUUGACUUAUCUGGCUUGGCCAACAUCAUUUUGGAUCCUAAGAAUACCAGUAUUGGAAGCACAAUUAAGACCGAUGGUAAAGACGGCGACCCAUUAGCCUUGUUGGCCCUUAUGAACUUAAAGAAUUAUAAGAAAUCUCUGUCAUUGAAUACUUUGAUCGAAUAUCUUGUAACCAAAGCCCAAGGAAAUCCAGAAUUUUAUAUUAUAUUGAAGAAAGUGUUAGGAAUGAACGGUGGAGAAAAAGUCGGGUUGAUUAUAAAUGAAAGAAUCAUCAAUGUUCCUGUGGAAGUCACUCCUCCUUUGUUCAAGCUUAUGAUGGAAGAAGUCAACAAGCAAGAGCCAGAUUUGAAAUAUUUCUUGAUCAUUUCUAAAGUGUACAAGCUUGUGGCUAGUCAACUUAGUGAUGAUUCCGAUUCUGACUCUGAUGACAACAGUAACAAAAAUAACAAGGCAAAGAAGGUAAAGAAGAACUCGGAGAACCAGGAAGAGUUCGACUAUUUCCAUUACGAGGACAUGAUAUUCGAAAAAAAUGCCAUGAAGUUCGACAAGUUCAAAUACGAUAAUAAGUUGCAAGAUACCGACUCCAGAAGAGUUUUCUCAGAAUAUGGUAUUGAUCCUUAUUUGAGUUUGAUUUUGAUUGAAAAAUCAAAACUUGAAAGUAGUAUUCCUCAAUUAGAAGAAGCUUUCAAGCCAUUCUAA
Saccharomycopsis crataegensis is the source of this 942-nucleotide messenger RNA. It is a transcript of the gene BCP1, whose product is annotated as protein-transporting protein BCP1. The transcript has a single exon. Gene Ontology annotation, cellular component: nucleus. The record is from RefSeq and is a predicted model, not a curated record. Bases 1 to 942 code for a protein of 313 amino acids. NCBI's taxonomy places the organism in Eukaryota, Fungi, Ascomycota, Saccharomycetes, Ascoideales, Saccharomycopsidaceae.